GUCCAACUCUUAUUUACCAGGAAAUGGAAUUCCGAAAUUAUUGCGCGAAAAUCAACGACAUGACAGCACGAGUCAGAAUGGCUGAGAAUGGUGCACAGCUGGUAAGCAGACUUGAAGGGCGACAGUCAUUGAGGGACAUUGAACCCAGUAUCUUUCCUGUCGACGGUGGUCCAGGUCAAGGUGACGUCGUGGAGUUUCAUGGCUCGGAGGGCACAGGAAAGACCGAAACCUUGUACCACCUCAUCACCCGCUGCAUCAUGCCAGUCCAGAGUAGAGGUCUGGAGGUGGCGGUGGUCUUCGUUGACACGGACUACCACUUUGACAUGCUGCGCUUGGUGAGCGUUCUGGAGGGGCGUUUGGCUGAAGACUGUAAAGGGGGUGAUGGUUCUGAAAAUGAACCUGAGGAGAGGGUGCGUUCAUGUCUGGGCAGGCUGUCUGUAGUUCACUGCAACAGCUCAGUGCAGCUCCUCCUAACCCUACACUACCUCGAAAACACCUUUUCCAGCCAGCCCUCCCUCGGCCUUCUGAUCAUCGACAGCAUUUCUUCCUUCUACUGGGUGGACCGAUUCAAUGGCGGCGAGAGCACUGUUUGUCAGGAGGCUAACCUGAGGAAGUGUGCCGAGCUGCUGGACAGACUCCGCAGAAACUACGGCAUUGUGAUUUUUGCAACCACUCACGCCAUAAUGAGGAACUAUGGAUCUGAUCCAGGGGUGUCAGAAGUGCCCGGCCCAUCAUCAUCUCGCAGGUGGAGGUCAGCUGAUAGUGUUACAGACUUUGACAAGCCCUACCUGUGUAGAGCAUGGCAGAGAAUAGUGACUCACAGAAUGCUGUUCACUAAAAGUCAUGUGUCGAAGGACAACAAGCAGGUUUUCUCCACAGCAUGUACCAGCAUAAUGACCAAAGGUGUCAAAAGAUGCUCGUUUCAUGUCAUGGAGGACGGUAUUAAAUUUGUAUGUGACAAGUGAACAUGUACUGACAUUUUCACCACGGGACAUAUUUGCUUUUGGGUUAUAACACAGGAGGGAUACUUGGUGGACCAAAAAAAAAAAAAGAUUCUUAAAAAGUCCAAAUAUUGCAAUACUUUUUCUUUUUUCUUUACUUUAAUAUAAUGCAAUCCUUUUUCUUUUUUCUUUACUAAAGAAAUGAUUGCAAUGGACCGUUCGUACAGAAACCUAUGUUGGUUUAGGGUGUAGGUGUUAGAUUAAUGGCCAAUGAAGAACUUAUUGUAUUCACUUCCCUUGAAAAAAGAAAAAAAAAAGGCAUUUUUUUUGUCAAGUCACUUUUAUUUAUAUAGUGCUUUAUGUAAUGGAUAUUUUCACAAUAAUAUAGAAAACGGGGAAAAUCAGUGAUGCAGAAAUAUGAGAUAAAUUCAAAUUCAGCUCUAAACAGCUGAAAAUAGUGUCAUGGAUUCAAUUCAGUUUAGUAACCGUAAAGUUCCUCGAUUACGAAACCACUUGAAAGCAGUUCAAGAUGAUAGUUCUGAUAUUCAGCUCAAAUCAAUUAAACGACAGUAUCAAUGUUGCAAAAUUGAUGAAUUAUGAAACAAAUUCGACUCCGCUGUAAAGCAGCUCUACAAAAGACAAUAGUGACAUUAUUCAGUUCAGUUGAGUUUAAGAUUUGUGUUCAUCAUCUGAUACUGUUGAUAGUGACAUCAAUUCAAUAAUAUUACGUAGUGCACACAAGUAAAGGAAAGUGCCAGUC
Molecule: messenger RNA, 1701 nt
Organism: Carassius auratus (goldfish)
Lineage: Eukaryota; Metazoa; Chordata; Actinopteri; Cypriniformes; Cyprinidae
Gene: xrcc2
Product: X-ray repair complementing defective repair in Chinese hamster cells 2
Exons: 3
Coding region: 24-965 (313 amino acids)
Biological process (GO): double-strand break repair via homologous recombination; DNA strand invasion
Cellular component (GO): Rad51B-Rad51C-Rad51D-XRCC2 complex; centrosome; replication fork
Molecular function (GO): four-way junction DNA binding; ATP-dependent DNA damage sensor activity; ATP binding
Source: RefSeq, a predicted model, not a curated record